GGUCAUUUGAAGACUCUCUCGGAAGAGAUAGCGUCUUGCUGCAACCUGCGGUCCCAGCAGAAAAACCUUGUGAUCCUUGUUGCGGGCGACAUGGAAGACGACUCACUCUAUUUGGGAGGUGACUGGCAGUUCAAUCACUUUUCAAAACUCACAUCUUCUCGGCUAGAUGCAGCUUUUGCUGAAAUCCAGCGGACUUCUCUCUCUGAAAAGUCACCACUCUCAUCUGAGACCCGUUUCGACCUCUGUGAUGAUUUGGCUCCUGUGGCAAGACAGCUUGCUCCCAGGGAGAAGCUUCCUCUGAGUAGCAGGAGACCUGCUGCGGUGGGGGCUGGGCUCCAGAAGAUAGGAAAUACCUUCUAUGUGAACGUUUCCCUGCAGUGCCUGACAUACACACUGCCGCUUUCCAACUACAUGCUGUCCCGGGAGGACUCUCAAACGUGUCAUCUUCACAAGUGCUGCAUGUUCUGUACUAUGCAAGCUCACAUCACAUGGGCCCUCCACAGUCCUGGCCAUGUCAUCCAGCCCUCACAGGUAUUGGCUGCUGGCUUCCAUAGAGGUGAGCAGGAGGAUGCCCAUGAAUUUCUCAUGUUUACUGUGGAUGCCAUGAAAAAGGCAUGCCUUCCCGGGCACAAGCAGCUAGAUCAUCACUCCAAGGACACCACCCUCAUCCACCAAAUAUUUGGAGCGUAUUGGAGAUCUCAAAUCAAGUAUCUCCACUGCCACGGCGUUUCAGACACCUUUGACCCUUACCUGGACAUCGCCCUGGAUAUCCAGGCAGCUCAGAGUGUCAAGCAAGCUUUGGAACAGUUGGUGAAGCCCAAAGAACUCAAUGGAGAGAAUGCCUAUCAUUGUGGUCUUUGUCUCCAGAAGGCGCCUGCCUCCAAGACGUUAACUUUACCCACUUCUGCCAAGGUCCUCAUUCUUGUAUUGAAGAGAUUCUCCGAUGUCACAGGCAACAAACUUGCCAAGAAUGUGCAAUAUCCUAAGUGCCGUGACAUGCAGCCAUACAUGUCUCAGCAGAACACAGGACCUCUUGUCUAUGUCCUCUAUGCUGUGCUGGUCCACGCUGGGUGGAGUUGUCACAACGGACAUUACUUCUCUUAUGUCAAAGCUCAAGAAGGCCAGUGGUAUAAAAUGGAUGAUGCCGAGGUCACUGCCUCUGGCAUCACCUCUGUCCUGAGUCAACAGGCCUAUGUCCUCUUUUACAUCCAGAAGAGUGAAUGGGAAAGACACAGUGAGAGUGUGUCAAGAGGCAGGGAACCAAGAGCCCUUGGUGCUGAAGACACAGACAGGCCAGCAACGCAAGGAGAGCUCAAGAGAGACCACCCUUGCCUCCAGGUACCCGAGUUGGACGAGCACUUGGUGGAAAGAGCCACUCAGGAAAGCACCUUAGACCACUGGAAAUUCCCCCAAGAGCAAAACAAAACGAAGCCUGAGUUCAACGUCAGAAAAGUUGAAGGUACCCUGCCUCCCAACGUACUUGUGAUUCAUCAAUCAAAAUACAAGUGUGGUAUGAAAAACCAUCAUCCUGAACAGCAAAGCUCCCUGCUAAACCUCUCUUCGACGAAACCGACAGAUCAGGAGUCCAUGAACACUGGCACACUCGCUUCUCUGCAAGGGAGCACCAGGAGAUCCAAAGGGAAUAACAAACACAGCAAGAGAUCUCUGCUUGUGUGCCAGUGA
Messenger RNA from Homo sapiens (human), 1683 nucleotides. It is a transcript of the gene USP17L7, whose product is annotated as ubiquitin specific peptidase 17 like family member 7. Gene Ontology annotation, cellular component: endoplasmic reticulum; nucleus. The transcript has a single exon. NCBI's taxonomy places the organism in Eukaryota, Metazoa, Chordata, Mammalia, Primates, Hominidae. Bases 91 to 1683 code for a protein of 530 amino acids. The record is from RefSeq and is marked inferred. Gene Ontology annotation, biological process: protein deubiquitination. Gene Ontology annotation, molecular function: cysteine-type deubiquitinase activity.